Molecule: messenger RNA, 3994 nt
Organism: Lethenteron reissneri (Far Eastern brook lamprey)
Lineage: Eukaryota; Metazoa; Chordata; Hyperoartia; Petromyzontiformes; Petromyzontidae
Gene: RRBP1
Product: ribosome binding protein 1
Biological process (GO): protein transport
Cellular component (GO): endoplasmic reticulum membrane
Source: RefSeq, a predicted model, not a curated record
GCCCGAGGUAAAUCCGCGGCUCAUCCCGCCCGCCUGCCCGCCUCUCUCUCUCUCUGUCUCUCUGUCUCGCUCAACAGCGACGGCCAAGCUCCCCCUCACUCUCGCCUAGCGUUCACAUUAAUCUUUGCAGCAGUGAUUUGAAGAGCUAUCAUCUUUGACAGAGAAGAUGGACCUGUACGACCCACAAACCCUGGGCCUGGUAGUCUUUGGCGCAUUCAUGCUGGUGUCGGCGCUGGGAAUAUUUCUCGUCUCCACAUUCUCAAUGAAGGAGACCUCUUUUGAGGAGGCCCUUGCAGCCCAGAGGAAGCAAGACAAAUCUCUUUUGUUUAAAGCUGGUGAUAAGAAGAAAAAGGAGAAGGUGACGGACAAGCCCAAGAGGAAGAAGAAAGACGAGAAGCCAAAUGGGCAGGUGGUGGAUGGAGAGGCUGAAAUGCUGGUGGUCGAUGUUGAGGAGGUCAAGUAUGAGUCUGCACCCAUUGUUUCCACACCACCGUCUCAAGACAUGGGGGCCAAGGACAAGAAGAAGAAGCAGGCCGACAAGAAAGUUGGAAAGGCCGAGCAAGCUGCUGCUGAGGUUCCACCAUCAGUGGGGCCUUCUGGAAAGGUUAAUCACCAGACUGGACUAGCUCAAGGAAAGAAAUCUGAAGUGCCUCUGAAGAAGCAGGAAGUCGUGUCACAAGAAGCUCAAAAGAAGAGUCCUGACCUUGUCAACACCAAGAAGAAAUCAGGUGCUGACAAAAAGGGAAAACCCGAUAGUUCUGAACCCGCCCCUGUCAUUCAAGCUAAAUUGGCUUCCACUACGGCCUCGGCACCACCUUCGACCAAACCCCAGAACGCCUUCCCCCAGAAUGUCACUCAAUCUGUUGCACCGGUUAAGGUGCCACAGGUGGCGGAGAAGGCGCCGGUCGUGGCUCCCCAGCCAAAGUUGGAAAAGGUUGUGGCCCCCGUGACUAAGGCAGAUGCACCACCAGCGCGUGCCCCUGCUGUGGAGGAAAUCAAGGUGGCCAUCGAGGAAAUCAAGGUGGCCGUGGAGGAAGCCAAGGCACCAAUUGCUGCCGAACCUGCUGCGAAGAAAAAGUCGAGCAACAAGAAGGGCAAGAAUGAGACCGGUGCAGCGGAAGGCCAUGUCGCCGUCCCGUACAGAACGCUGCUGGACAUCGUGAGCGGGAUGGUGUUCAGCCAGGGCGAGGCUGAAAGGCUCAUGGAGGUGUUGACGGAGAAGACUGGAGGGCGGAUGCAGGGCACCUGGCACAUGGCUAGUGCCAAAGGAGACCCAGUGGCAGCUGUGAAGAAACAACUGGAGGAGAGGGAGAAGCAGCUGUCUAUUGAGAAGGAGGAGGCAACUGCUGCCAAGGCCAGGCUGAAGCAGCUGACGCAGGAGGUGACCACAGAGCGGGUGAAGUGGGCGGCCCUGGAGACCAAGCUCCGUGAGCAGGCGAAUGACAAGGAAAGUGAAGCCAAGGCCCUGCAGGCGCGCAUGCAGGCCAGCUAUGAGGAUCACACGAAGGAGGAGCAGCAGCUGCAAACCAAGGUGCGAGAGCUGCAGGAGGAGCUGGAUACGAGCCUAACCAACUUGCGCAAGGACAACACCAUUCUGAGGGAGGCACUCACCAACUCGACCAGCCAAUUGGAUAGCAAGGCCAAUGCAGAGCUGGCAAAGCUGCGGCAGGAUUGCGCUCGGCUGACCAAGGAGCUGCAUGACAAGACAAUGAGCCAGCAGAAGGAGGACAAGCAGAAGGAAACCGUUGCUGGCUACGAGCAGCAGAUCGCUCAGCUCAAGAAAGAACAGCAGGAGUCGGUGAGCACACUGCAGUCGCGUGUGAGCGAAGUGGCGGCUGAGCUGCGCAAGGCCCAGGCCAAUGUGGACAGCCUGACUGAUGACAUCAAGAAGAGCAAGGCAGAGCUGCAAUCUUCACUGCAGCAGUCCGGUGAGGUGCAGGGAAAGCUGUCGGCGGCGGAGCAGCAAGCGGAGCAGCAGAAGCGCGAGUUGGAGGGCCUGCGCGCAGAGCUGGCCAGCAGCCAGGGUGAGAAGGAGCAGCUGCAGGAGAGGAUCUGCUCUGUGGAAGCUCUGCUGCAAGCCAGUGCGAGCCAGGAGAAGGAGCCCAGCCAGAACGUUGACGCCAGUGUCAUCAGUGAGCUUAAGGAGUUGCAGGAGGAGAAUGAUACCCUAAGAAAUCUCUUAGAAACUCUACAAGAAUCUCUGACUCCGUUUGCUGGACAGGAAUCUCACAUGGAAGAGAUUCAGAAGCUGCAGACUCAGGUGAAGGAGCGUGACGACCAGCUGGCCGCGUUUGAGAAGCAGGUGCUGUUGCUCAGUGAGAGUGUCGAGCAGCAGAAGCAGAAGAACAAUGAUCUGCGAGAGAAAAACUGGAAAGCGAUGGAAGCUGUCAAUUCAGCAGAACAGCUGAGCAGUGCAAGCUCGACUGCUAAGGAGGAUCUGGAGAAGAAGAUGGAGGAAAUCGAGCGGCACACACGGGAGACGCUUCAGAAUCUCUUCCCCACCGUGCCAGUCCCUGCAGAGACGAAGCUGAAGCAGUGGCUGCAGGAGUUUGAGAAGCUCGCAGAGGAGAGCCUCAAGCAGCAAAAGGAAGCUGGGUCCUCAUCCGUGGAGCUAACGCAACAGCUCGAGGAGGCAGACCAGGCACGCAAACAUGCGCAGUCCGAGUGUGACAAGUACAAAGCAGUGCUGGCUGACACGGAGGGCAUCUUGAAGCAGCUGCAGGGAAGUGUGGAGGCGGAAGAGCAGCGAUGGAGAAGUCAGAUUGCCGAGGCCGAGUCCAGCCUUCAGCAGUCACAGGAGCGUGUCCAGGUUCUGGAGGAGUCAUUGCACAAACUUCAAGGAGAAUCCCAAAGUUCUGUGCAGCUUCAGGCCACGGUGAGCAAGCUGGAGACGCAGUUGACAGAAGCUCAGGCCGAGAGCGAAAAGCAGUCGGCUUAUGCAGCAGAGCUGAAGGGUAAACUUUCAGAUUCUGACUGCAAAUUCACAGCUGUAGAUGCAGAGAUGCAAAAACAGAGUGAAGAGCUUAUUUCGGUGAGGCAGCAGCUGAGCGAAAUUCAGACCAGGUUGCUGGAGGCGGAAUCUGCUUCCUCGUCCGACCAGGCAUUCGUCCUUAUGGACGAUAUAGAAUUGGAAGGGCUGAGGGGACAGAUCAGCGAGAUGAUGGCGCGGCUGGAGGUGGAAGAUCAGAAGCCUCAUACUGAGAGGGAACACUCGGAGCAGUUGAACGGUUCUGGGGACGGUGCCAGUGGCGAUGCUGCAGAGACAACAAAACUAAAGGAACGCUUGGAAAAAGAGAAGAAACUAACCAAGGACUUGGGGCAAGCAGCAAUGAAACUGCAGCAGCUGUUGAAGGCCACCCAGGAGCAGCUGAACAAAGAGAGGGAGAAUUCCAAGAAACUCUCCUCCAAUUCUGCUGUUGUGCCACCUGUCAAGGAUUUGAAGGAAGAUGAAACAGCUGAUGGAACUUCCGUGCAAUGAGGACCAAGUGAACUAAAAUUUACCUGAUGCCUUAUCUGUUAUUAAACAAUUAAUAUGCUCUUUAUUUUAGGUGCCAGACAACAAUAAUGAAAGUGAUUUUGUAAACUCAAGUGUUAUCGCUUAGGGAAAUGUAUGAAAUGGAAUUUUAGCAAUCCAACGCAACAUUCCUAAAAGCUUUUUAGAAACACGGGUCCAAGUUUAUUUCACUUUGACCAAUGAAAUGCUGUACUUUGUAGUUAAAACACUAUGCUGUGUUGCUUGCCUUUUACAUUUAUUGAAAGGGAAAAUUCUGUUCAGUUUUAAUGAAAAAACAAAGGAAACUCAAAGGCAAAAGUGCAAUUUUAUUUUGAAAAGCAUACAGUAUAGUUGUAGAUGAGCCGGUAUGAUUUUCUGACCAAUUGCCAGUGCCUUGUGCUGUGGAAGCUGGAUUUGAUGAAAGCGAAUUGUUGGUUUGGCAGACAAAGUUCUGUUGUGAAGGUGGACAAGAAUAAAGGCAUACUACUUUUUGACCACAAA